This is a messenger RNA of Prunus armeniaca (apricot), 276 nucleotides long. The record is from the annotation of a GenBank genome assembly. NCBI's taxonomy places the organism in Eukaryota, Viridiplantae, Streptophyta, Magnoliopsida, Rosales, Rosaceae.
AUGAAACCACUAAUGUGGUGUGAUAAUCAAAGUGCUCUUGCCUUGGCUUCGAAUCCUGCGUUUCAUCCUUGCACAAAGCAUGUCGAACUGGAUUAUCACUUAUUUUGCGAGUUGGUUACUGGUAAUGCUAUUGUGGUUCGUCAUAUUUCCACUCAUGCUCAGAUUACUGAUCUUCUCACAAAAGCUCUUUAUGUUGAUCGUUUUCAUUUGCUCAAAUCCAAGCUUCAGGUUUGCGCAGCUUCUUUCGGCUCAGCCUUCUACUCCUCUAGCUCUUGA